GAAUUCUAAUGUGGAAGAACUUUAUUGGGGCCAAGUAAGGAAAAAAUUUUUGGACAGUCAAAAAUGGAUGCAACAAUUGAAAGAGAGUGCAGUGCUUUGGGUGGCCUCUUUCAACAGAUUAUAACUGACAUGAAGAAUGGAACACCAUUAUGGGAAGAUUUAAUUUCGAAAGCAACCAAAUUACAUUCUUGUCUAAGGGCUGCCAUUUUAGCUAUUUCCGCAUACCUUGAUACUUUUCAAAAAAUUGCUGAUGCUGCAACUAAUGCAAGAGGUGCAACAAAAGAAAUUGGAACUGCUUUAACCCGGAUAUGUCUUAGACAUAAAGCAGUAGAAACACGUAUGAAAUCGUUCACUAGUGCUAUUAUGGAUUGCUUGGUAUUACCUCUUCAAGAAAAAUUAGAAGAUUGGAGAAAGUCUCUAAUAAAUUUAGAUAAAGAACAUGCUAAAGAAUAUAAGAAAGCAAAAGCAGAACUAAGAAAGCGAUCUACUGACACAUUACGUUUGCAAAAGAAAAAAGCACGAAAAGGUCAUUUACAAGGACAAUCACAAGGACACGGGACAUCAUCAGGUGAUAUUGAAUUGAAUCGAAUGCUAGAGUCUUCAGCUGCUGUUGUUCAAGAAAAACGAUUAAGUUUAGAAGAAACGGAAAGAAAAGCCGUUCGCGCGGCUUUACUCGAAGAAAGGGGCAGAUAUUGUCUUCUUGCCAGAUUUUUAAAACCAGUACUUGAUGAAGAAAUUGCAAUGUUAAUGGAACUGACUCAUUUGCAAGAAGUUUCUGAUCAACUACAACGACAUGCAGCCUCUCCACAUCAUUUGCCUCCUGCAUCAGAACAAGUGAUAACAGAUAUAAAAGGUUGCGAUGUGACACAAUGGUCACUUGCUACACCGCCCUCAAGUCCUUCUCUGUCACUUGGAUCUAGAAAAAGUUCAAUGUGUUCAAUCAGUUCGUUGACCAGUAGCAGCAGUGGUUCUUGUAAAAGUCAUCCAAGUCCGUCUGGGCAUCCAUGGCAUAGAUCACUUUCCCAGGUGAAAAUUACACCUGUCGGUGUCAGGCCCUCCAGCAUCAACGGUAUGAUGACACUACGCCAUUUGAUAAACGGUAGUUCCCGUGACUCUGGCUUCACUUCUCAGGACACAUUAUAUACACAACCAAUUUCUGAACAUCAGGUAUCAAAUGUGUCUUCUCAAACUAAUCAGAAUACUGGUUGUACUACAACAAGACCUGUAACUACUGCUACUUGGCCUGACUUGCAGGAAACAUCAGUUCAAUAUGAUAGACAAAAUCAGAAUACAAUUAACGAACGGCCGCACACAAUUUCUUCUGCUUACGAAAAAGGCCAUCAGAGACCAGCACUCAGUGUUUACACAUUCCAAGCUCCAGAUAAUAGUGGUUGUUGUCAUAGUCAACCUGCUUCUCCAGUUUCUUCUUCCUCUUCAUGUUCUUCCUCUAAUCAACAAACAUCCAGAGUACAAUUGCGUAGAAAUAAUGGUAGUCACCGCCCUCCUAUACCAAACAGAUGUUCCAGUUUAGAGAGACCAACAGUUCCAGUAAAAAAUGAACCUCCUGGAAGUCCUCGAGGGAAACCUAAGUUACCACUUCCAGCACACUUAGCAAAAGAAUUAGCAACUCAUCAACUUCAACAACCAAUGUAUGUGAACAUGCACGAAUUAGCAAAUUUGGCUGCAAGUCGUGCUCAAGAGAUGCAAUUACCUUUACCACCACCUCCUGUUUCAUUAUCAGCGCCAGGAACUGAAAAGACUGAAAUUACGGAAAAAGAUGGAAGUCAAACAUCAGAAUCUAGUAUUGAGUCUAGCAGUGGAUAUGGAAGUCAAACUACUAUACCACAUUCUCAUUCACUCCAUAAUCCAAGUGAGAAUGUUUGGAAUGUACCUGGUGCUACGUCUACUUUAACAGUUCGUAGAGGAUCGAUGCAACAAGUGAAUAAACCUCCACCACCAACAAGACGAACGUCUACUAUUAUAACUGCCACAUUUAAUAAUCCUUCAUCAGGUUCUAAUGAUGAACGUACUGAUAAUGCAUGUGACGAAACUGAAAAUCUUCCUCCACCACCAGCAUUUUUGUUAGAAGGUUCUUCACCUACAGCCAGUCCGACUCCUCAGCGGUCUAUUUCAGUGUCUGAAACAGUAAGGACUCUUACAGAAUUACGUCAUACACCUGCUAGUCCAUCUCUUUUACGAAAGGCUACAGGACAAGCACAAUCGCAUAACAAUUCUGCUACAUUACCACAUAAUGCCGUAUUGCAAGUAACUCGAUCUUCUGUUGAACGUUCUUGUGCAGCGAUCCGUUCAGCUUCUCAAGAACGUAGUUCAAAUACAACACAAAUAACUACGGGUGUAAAUAUUCAAGGGCAAGGUCCGGGAGGAGUUGGUCAAAGUUUUAUGGCGGUUCUCAGUGCUAAACUCAUUAACAGUACAGGUAAUAAUACUACGAGUGGCAGUAAUACAAAUAGUAGUCCUAAAUCUGCCAGAAAGCACUCCAUUGAACAGCAGAUAAGUAAAAAUUCUAAAACACCCUCUGGUUUUCUUGAAACUUUGAAUGCUAAAUUAGCACAGCAACAGCAAAACUUACAAGGAAAUAAUACAACGAGUAGAUCAGCAAGCGUGAGACGCAUAAUGGGUAAUCGUGUACCUAUUAUGGAUCCUUUACAAGUCAGAGAUUCUCUCAUGGAUCAAAUACGAAAAGGUACCUCUUUGAGAAAGACCAGUGGUCCCAUCAACGAUCGUUCAGCACCUAAAAUUUACUGAGCAUCAUAAUAACGACGUUUGUACAAGUUCCUUUGUUAUCUCUGAUGUAUUUGAAUGAUAUUUGCGAUAAUUGUUACAAUUGUAACACGCAUUAUCAGGUCUGAACAAUACUGUUUACAUUGUCAAAUAAAAUUGCGCUUAUCACGCAUAUAUAUGUACAUGUAUAUGUAUAUGUAUAUAUAUAUGUAUGAACGUAUAUUUGAUAAUUGAUAAUUUGUUAAACUGACUUUUUUGCACUUCGGUGCUCUGAUAUAAAAUUCAAAGAGUAAAGCAAAUUCUUUAUAUGAAUUCGUUAAAGUCAUAAUUAGUUUCAUUAAAAUUUAUAAUUGUGUAAGAAAAGCAAGCUCUAUAUUAAAUCAAGCUCUGAUUUAUAUUUUGCAUUAUCAUAAUAUACAGGAAUUUAAAUGUCAAAACUUUGGAAACGUAAACAGGAGCGAUAAACUAAAAAAAAAGUCUUUUGAAGAUUUGCUCGUUUUUGUUCCAUUUUAAAGAAAAUCGCAAAAAAAGAAACAGUUUAGUUUAUCAAUCUUCUUCUCCCGAAGUUUUAAUAUUUAAAUUCAGAACACUCUGUAUAUAUAUUAGGUGCGAAGAUUAAACGAUUAUCUUAUAUGAGAAAGUCUAAUUUUAUUAUAUCAUACGCGUAUUUGAUAAUUAAAAAUAUUAAGAUUUAAAUAAUAUAUUUAUAAACUAAAGUAGUAUAUUUAUAUCUUAUUUCAAUUCUAGAUCUCAAUUCGAGUUGAUGUUAUAUGAAUACUAAUGCCUAAUGCUUGCCAAUACCAUGAAAAACUUGACUGAUAUACUAAUAAUUUUAUGAUGUACUAAAUUUUAGUAGUAAAAUACUUUAUAUUUUAAUUUAAAGAAAAAAUUCAAAAACUGCUUACAUAAUUUAAUAUAGAGCUCGAGUCUUACAUAUAGUGAUUAAUUUUACCUGUUUUAUUAGUCUUUCAUUUUUCUGUAUGAAGCGCACAAGUGUUAUUUUUAUUUCGUACUACUUUUAUUUUUUAUUCAAUAUCGUGUUCCUUAUGAGCACAGGUUCUAAUAGUAGAAUUUGUCAACCAGUAUAAUACUGUUUGGUAUGACAAAAUUGAACGUAAAUGUGUAUGAGUAUUACUGCCCAGGUAGAACUUAAUUUUAGAAUUAGUUUUUAUAUUGGAUCGAUUAUUCCAUCGAGAUUUAUAUCUUUAAUAUUUAUUCAAUAUCGAUAUAAAAUAAUAUUAUAUUUUCCAGACUACAGUAUUACUGCGUUAUUAUUUCUUUCACGAACAAUUCGAAAGCUUUUAUAUUGUCUUAGUGUAGUUUUUUUAGAUUAUAUCAAUUGUCUUUUAUAGCUUGCUAGAAAAGUGAUACUUAAAAAAAAAAGAAAGAUCGUUAAUUCUGAAAUAUCUGAAAAAUGUUCAAUCUUUUUUUUUUUUAAUGACGAACGAUAUAUAUAUAUGAACAAUAUUUUAUUGAAAACUUUAGAAACUCAAGGAAUUUUUUAAAUUGCAAUAAUUAAAUUAUUAAAAUUAUUAAAUGAUUAAAUCAUUUAAAGGUCCUAUUUAAACAUUCUUAAGUUGUAUCACAUUUCUAGCAAACUGACAAUAUCAAUUUAGUCCUAGUUUGGAAAUGUAUCCAUACUUCAGAAUAGUAUAAUAAAUUUGUAUUUAGAAUACUUCGUGAUUAUAUCAUCUGUCUUUUGCAUAUUGAUUCUACAUAUCAGAAUUUUUGUAUUACUGUGUUUUUUGACAUUAGGAUAAGUAUUGUACAAUACUGUUUUAUAAUAUCAAUAUCCACGAUGUUACGAGAACUGUUGAGAUGUGCAUUUACUAUUUAUUCGAGAGCAUUUACUGCCAAUACGUUCGACCAAUAUUCUCGCAAAUAUUGGGUGAACAUUUCGUCCCAGUACUUGUGUUCUGCCUGGGCAAUGCUGUUUCAAUAUCGGUAAAUAUUAAAAAUAAACGUAUAUGUGUAUCUCAGAUCGGCGAGAAAAGAUUAGUGCGUUGAUACAUUUUUGAUGAAUGUAAUAUCUUCACACAUAUUUAACAAAUUGAUCCAAAUUUUGAUCCCAAUGUAAUAGCAGUUGCAUUGGUAUUAGUAUCAUUAACCAUCUUGUUUUUUUAAGUUGAUCAUUUGCGAUCAUUAUAGGAUUCUAUAAUAUGUACUACAUGUACCACAUUGUUUAUUCGGCGCGGAUAAAUGGUGUUGUACCAACUAUAAACGAAAAAAAAAAAAAUAUCCAUUUUAUAUAGUAUAAUUCAAAUAUUUGGACACGACGCCAAUUGAACUGAAAACGCUACUGCCAAUUUAUAGACAUUUAAAAAUUGUUCCUUUCAUUCCUGAUACAAGUUAGAUACUGCAUUUUAUUUUAGUGGAGCAUCGCGACGGGUAGUUUCUCUAGCGGACAAUGCAAAUAGUCUUAUUUAUUUUGAGUAAACAUUUUACCAUUUACAAAUGUGGACAAAUAGCUAACUCAUUUCCAGUGAUAAUGCGAUUUGAUAUUUAAUGCUGAAGGCGAAUAUCAUAAAUAACAUAAAUAACAAUAAAAGUAAAGAAAGAAGAAAGAAAAAAGGAGGAAAAAAGCAAUGACUUGUAGUCAGCAUGCUUUGUUGUUGCGCAAAAAAAGAAGAAAGAAAGAAAAAAUGUUUUAAUUCUCUCAGCAUUAAAUGACAAAUACUUAGAGUAUAGUAA
Molecule: messenger RNA, 5433 nt
Organism: Frieseomelitta varia
Lineage: Eukaryota; Metazoa; Arthropoda; Insecta; Hymenoptera; Apidae
Product: protein MTSS 2
Exons: 13
Coding region: 64-2766 (900 amino acids)
Biological process (GO): plasma membrane organization; cell projection assembly
Cellular component (GO): actin cytoskeleton; cytoplasmic side of plasma membrane
Molecular function (GO): phospholipid binding; actin binding
Source: RefSeq, a predicted model, not a curated record